GAGCGUGUGGAGGGUCCGCGUGGAACUAGCCAAGCCACCAAAACCAUUUUAAGUUUUGCAUCCUCCGUCCGAUUCUCCUCACCAACUCGUCUCCGGUUUCCAAAUCUCAAAGCGUCAGCCGGCGUCCCCCACCGAAACGGCUGGACUCCGCGUCCAGACUCGGGUGAGCCGGGGGCGACACUGCGCACUCUUUUGCAAACGUCGCCCGAAGAACCCCAGCUCGCUCUGCCCUAAUUUCUUCAAUCGAAAUGGUCCGAAAUUGAGUUUUGGGGGAAUCGCAAUCCGUCACCAAACCUGGCUUCGGAUAUCUGGAAACGCUUGUUCCGGACCCGGACCCGACGAGCUUAUUCCGGCCUCGUCCCUUACAUCAGGUUUCCCCCCCAAUCCGAUUCUACCAUGUCCUGCAAUUUCUUCAAAUUCUGUUCUGGCCUUCGGAUCCUCGGCUACUUCAUGAUCGUCCUCGUUGCCGCGAUCAUCGCUGUCUCUUACUAUGCCGUCGUCGUCGUUACGUGGGGCCCGCAGUUGCUCCACGGGAGCCUCAUUUCAGUCCUCGCCUUCUUCAUCGUCGCUGUCUUUCAUUUGCUGCUUGCAUUGUUAAUAUGGAGCUAUUUUAUGGUAGUUUUCCGCGAUCCAGGUUCUGUUCCCGAAAAUUGGAGACCUAUACUGGAGGGGGAGAAUUUGGAGGCAGGAAGGUCCGUUGCAUUGUCGGAAUGUGUUACCCCAGAAACUAGGUCUUCUGAAUGGGCUCCCUCAAAUUUGAUGGAAAGAAGACCGGCUGUAGGCUACUGUAGUCGUUGCCAAAACAGCAAGCCUCCUCGUUGCCAUCAUUGUUCUGUUUGUAAGCUAGUCCUGCUUUAUCUUAUCAGUCAAAGAUGUGUGCUUAAGAUGGAUCAUCAUUGCGUUUGGGUUGUCAAUUGUGUCGGUGCACGCAACUACAAGUUCUUUCUUCUCUUUCUGCUGUACACAUUUCUGGAAACGACAUUGGAUACUUUGUCAUUACUGCCUCAUUUCAUCAAAAUAUUUGGUGAUGCCAAGAAGCAUUCCAGCUCGCCUGGCAGCCUCGCUGUUGGCUUUCUUGCCUUCGUUCUUAAUUUAGCUUUUGCGCUAAGUCUUCUGUGUUUCUUGGUCAUGCAUGCAUCUCUUAUAUCGAGCAAUACCACUACAAUAGAGGUUUAUGAGAAGAAGAGGGCAGUCAGGUGGAAGUAUGACUUGGGCAAGAGGAAGAAUUUUGAGCAGGUUUUCGGCACAAAAAAGGCAUAUUGGUUCUUACCGUUAUUCUCGGCAGAAGACUUAGAAAACAUACCCGCACUCAAAGGGCUCGAUUUCCCAACACAAUCAGAUAUCGAGGCACCGGACCACUUAGGGAGAGGCCUGUAAUAAUAAUGGUUUCAUUAUCUAACCUUGGGUCCCACUUGUAGUGGCUGAAAAUGUAAAAAUGACUGUACAAACUCUCGCCUUUGGAUUGUAUAAUUCUUCCUUUCAUUUCUACCUUC
Messenger RNA from Magnolia sinica, 1493 nucleotides. RefSeq names its product probable protein S-acyltransferase 12. The transcript has 8 exons. The record is from RefSeq and is a predicted model, not a curated record. Gene Ontology annotation, cellular component: Golgi apparatus; endoplasmic reticulum. Lineage: Eukaryota; Viridiplantae; Streptophyta; Magnoliopsida; Magnoliales; Magnoliaceae. The coding region runs from base 397 to 1377 and encodes 326 amino acids. Gene Ontology annotation, molecular function: protein-cysteine S-palmitoyltransferase activity. Gene Ontology annotation, biological process: protein targeting to membrane; peptidyl-L-cysteine S-palmitoylation.